AUGAGAAUGGAUGAAUGGAUUGCCGUCUUUGGUUCCGAAGAGGGUGAACCCUUUCAAAAUGACAAAGAAGGAGGAGGAGACGAUGAUGAUCGAUCGUCGGAGACUCUAUUGUACACGUCCUCAUCUUGGUGUGACGAUACUAUUUUGAGAUGGAUCCCUGCCACAGAGGAGGAGGAGGAGGAACAGGAGCAUGAAAAUAUCAAUGACGAGACCUUAUUGUUGGACUAUUCCAGCAGUGGUGAAUCUGGAACAUGCAUGGUAUUUGACGACGACGACGACGACGACGAAUGCAAUCCACGGGUAUGUGAUCUGCAAUGCGUCUGUGUCGACUGUCUCAAAUGUCCACAUCAUUGUACCUGCAAUUACACCAGUCGCGAUUAUCAAUAUCGUGGCAUUGCCUCCUCCUCCCCGAUGACAAACAGCAGCAAGAAAACAAAGAACUUGAGGAAUCAUCAGAAUAGACAAGUGCGAGACGAAUUGAGCAGCUCUCAUGAUGGUGCUGUUGCUGGACCAUUGGACGAUGAUUCGAAACGUGAGAGCUGGUGGUCUAUUACCCAUCACCUUUCUUCGUCUUCGUCUUCUGCGUCAAGUCAUCGACCCAAGAAAACAGCAUCUUCUCAACCAAGUUUCAUGGUAGUUCCAAGCAAUAUUUGCACUGGGUCGUUUUUCUUUGAGACUGCUUCUACUCCCGCCGAUGAAGAUUUUGAUGCGCGUCCAGUCUAUAAGGGUUCUUCCCGCUCUUGUUCGCAACAACACCAGCCAAAGCAUUUCCGACAAGAAUCUAAUUCAGAAUCCUUGUUCUCGAAACAUGACGCUGGCUGGUAUCUGCAACGAAGCAUUUAA
Molecule: messenger RNA, 843 nt
Organism: Cylindrotheca closterium
Lineage: Eukaryota; Bacillariophyta; Bacillariophyceae; Bacillariales; Bacillariaceae
Source: the annotation of a GenBank genome assembly